AUGAAGGGGAAAAGAAGAGGCCAAUACAUAACCCACAUUUCAAAGAUGGAAACUUUCGUCGAUGAGGAUGAAACGCUAACCUUGAAUCUGGCCAGAAAAGAGGAGAAAUUGCGUCUGCCAAGGAGAAGAGACGGAGGAUUGGUGACUGCAAGAGUGAUUAGGGCCACUGGCGCUUACUUUUCUUCGGCUUCUUCAGUGUAUUUGCUUCUCUUCAGUCCCUUGCACGGAACUUCUUCUUCACCGGUUAUCAACCCUGUUAUGGCCUCAACAAAAGAGGCAUCUGCUUCUAAACAAGCUUCACUCUCCUUUGUGGCAUCUGCUUCUAAACAAGCUUCCAUCUCCCCUGUUCAGCCUGAACACAGUAUUCGCAGGACUUUGUCUAGCGCCUCUUUGAGAAACAACAGAUUUGCAUCUUUGGAUUCUUCUGAAGAUGAAGAUGAUGAUGACAGCGAAGUCCCACCACCACCCGAUGUGCCUGAAAAUUCGAUGUUCUUUACGCCUUCGGGAAAAAGAAUCCUUCGGGAACGACCGGUUCCAUUGUCAACAAAGGCUAAAGAAAUGCAAGCCGUAGUCCGAGGACGUGGUAAUCGAGGUCGUGGUAGUAGAGGUGGUCGUGGCUAG
Messenger RNA from Microthlaspi erraticum, 621 nucleotides. NCBI's taxonomy places the organism in Eukaryota, Viridiplantae, Streptophyta, Magnoliopsida, Brassicales, Brassicaceae. The record is from the annotation of a GenBank genome assembly.